UUAAUGAAAUGUCCCCGCAUGCGUAGAGGGCAUGUAGGGAGGGAGGUGGAAGCACCAGGAGGAGGAGGAGGGGAGGGGUAGAGAGAGAAGGGAGGAGGGAUGGGGGAGGGGAAAAGGGAGCGAGGUGUCUCCCCAGCUCGCAGCCUCUGGCAAGUGGAGUUUUUAAAAAGCUCGAGCAGAUCAUGUCAUGACGACUUCGCUGCUCCUGCAUCCUCGCUGGCCGGAGAGCCUUAUGUACGUCUAUGAGGACAGCGCGGCGGAGAGCGGCAGCGGCGGCGGCGGCGGGGGAGGCGGCGGCGCGGGCGGCGCGGGGGGUGGCUGCAGCGGAGCGAGCCCCGGCAAAGCCCCGAGCAUGGACGGACUGGGCAGCAGCUGCCCGGCCAGCCACUGCCGCGACCUGCUUCCGCACCCCGUGCUGGGCCGCCCGCCGGCUCCCCUGGGCGCCCCUCAGGGCGCCGUCUACACGGACAUCCCUGCCCCGGAGGCGGCGCGCCAAUGCGCCCCGCCGCCGGCUCCCCCCACCUCGUCCAGCGCCACCCUGGGCUAUGGCUACCCUUUCGGUGGCAGCUACUACGGCUGUCGCCUGUCGCACAACGUGAACCUGCAGCAAAAGCCUUGCGCCUACCACCCGGGCGAUAAGUACCCCGAGCCGUCGGGCGCCCUGCCGGGUGACGACCUGUCCUCUAGGGCCAAGGAGUUCGCCUUCUAUCCCAGCUUCGCCAGCUCCUACCAGGCGAUGCCCGGCUACCUGGACGUGUCUGUGGUGCCUGGGAUCAGCGGGCACCCGGAGCCGCGUCACGACGCGCUCAUCCCCGUCGAAGGCUACCAGCACUGGGCUCUCUCCAACGGCUGGGACAGUCAGGUGUACUGCUCCAAGGAGCAGUCGCAGUCCGCCCACCUCUGGAAGUCUCCCUUUCCAGACGUGGUCCCCCUACAGCCCGAGGUCAACAGCUACCGGCGCGGGCGCAAGAAACGCGUGCCCUACACCAAGGUGCAGCUGAAGGAGCUAGAGAAGGAGUAUGCGGCCAGCAAAUUCAUCACCAAAGAGAAGCGCCGGCGCAUCUCGGCUACUACGAACCUCUCGGAGCGCCAGGUCACCAUCUGGUUCCAGAACCGGCGGGUCAAAGAGAAGAAGGUGGUCAGCAAAUCAAAAGCGCCUCAUCUUCACUCUACCUGACCGCCCACCCAGCCGCCCGCCCCGUCUAUUUAUGUCGCCGAUUUGUACCAUAUCUGAACACACCCAAGGACGCUUUUCGGGUACAGACAAAUAUUUAAUGUUAACCAGAAAGAGGAACCACUCCGCUGGGAGGCAGAGGGUAUCAGAGGGUGUGCUCUGCCGCCCUCUACUCCCCACCCCAUCCUCAACCCUCACCCCUAUGCAGAUGGCACCUACCCCGCCUCAGCAGCUUUGGAGGUGGGUCCGGGCGGGCGUGGGAGGAAGGCAGCCUUCCUCCACUCCCUCUGGCCGUCGCCCCUCGCCUUGCCAGAACGCUGAGUGGCACGAAGAGCCCAAUCAUUCCAGCCAAAGCAGAGUUGGGGAACCCGGAAUGACCCCAUUUUUGCCUCAUCCUUUGCCGGGGCAGGUAGAUGACCCCCCCGAGGGUGCAACCCCGAGCAGGACCUGGCGAGCUCCUACUUUCCUUCCAGUCCUUCCUCCUGUUCCCUGUCCCUCUGGCACUCCUUAGUUAGGCAAGAUUUCCCAGUUAAGAUUUUUCUGUGCAUAUUUUAAAAGUCACAUUAAUAUAAAUGAUAAGUAUUAGGGAUCUGGCAUCGUGAUUGGAGUACAGACAGCGCUUAGGUUUUCUUUCUUUCCUGUUUCAACAAAAGCUGGAAUUGGUUAAGGAGCCACCUACCCUUCUCCCCCACCUGGACCAAGGAACUGAGUUUCUGAGGAGCCACCUUUGCCCCCAGGGCCUCCUCUGUUCUGCUUCUCAAGCAACAUGCGGAAAGCCAGGGAAGACAGAAACUCCCACCAUGCUGCUAAAUCUGUCUUCUCUCCUUCUCUGUCUCUUUCUCUCUCUCUGGUGAGGCUGAGGAUCAGGCCAGGCACAGAAGCAGAACUUUUUUCUAGGGAACGGACAAGCUUCUCUUCCAAGGGGAUGGAGAGUGGGUCCCCCAGCAGAUUCCCUCUCCAGUCGCUUCUCCAUCAAGGCAGUAGCUGAGAAGGCCUCACAUUUUCACUUUUACUCAUUGUCCAGAGGACAGCAGUUUUUCUUCCAGGAGGCCAAAAUAGCUGGCUCCCAAUUAGCCAGCUAACGUAGACGCUGCCUGACAUUUCCCUCCUCAAAGGCCAACUUGGUGCUGGGGGAUGGGGGCUCACCUUCUCCCUUCCCACUGGUGCAUUACAAAAGAGUGUUCUUUUGAAAUGUUCAUCCAAAAUAGGCUUUUUAAAAAUGUUGUGUAUCUGUAUAUAGUAUUGUGAUGUCUGGAUGACAAUGUACUGAAUGCAAAAAGGAAAAAAAUACCACAAACCUGUUUUUAAAAUAAAAUCUUUUUUUUUUGCCUU
Molecule: messenger RNA, 2506 nt
Organism: Kogia breviceps (pygmy sperm whale)
Lineage: Eukaryota; Metazoa; Chordata; Mammalia; Artiodactyla; Physeteridae
Gene: HOXC13
Product: homeobox C13
Biological process (GO): regulation of transcription by RNA polymerase II
Molecular function (GO): DNA-binding transcription factor activity, RNA polymerase II-specific; RNA polymerase II cis-regulatory region sequence-specific DNA binding
Source: RefSeq, a predicted model, not a curated record